Conger conger (European conger) is the source of this 2088-nucleotide messenger RNA. Its product is annotated as transmembrane protein 237A-like. The transcript is spliced from 13 exons. Gene Ontology annotation, biological process: cilium assembly. The record is from RefSeq and is a predicted model, not a curated record. Gene Ontology annotation, cellular component: ciliary transition zone. NCBI's taxonomy places the organism in Eukaryota, Metazoa, Chordata, Actinopteri, Anguilliformes, Congridae. Bases 648 to 1841 code for a protein of 397 amino acids.
UGGACUCCAGGAAACAAUGGACGAGUUAGAUACCGUUAACUUAGUUGAGCGUGCAAUCCACGCCUAAAAUUCACGAGUUUUUAGAACUGUACUGGGAAUGUCGGGGCUUUCUUGCAGACUUGUGUAGCAGGGUCGGAAGUGGGGGUUGUUUGGCGUAUGAUGGUGCAGUAAUUUAAAGUUCAGACUCUCACCUUUAAUAAUCUCCAUCCAUAUCUGGCGAUUCGUGUUACACCUCUUUUUAGGGGACCAAAAGUCAUUGGACAGUUGGCUUCUUAUUAGUCAAUGCCUUCCUUUGUGUAGGUAAAAGAAAGCUUUCAGUAUCUAGUCUUAAAUCUUGCUGGUUGUAGUCCACCUGGAGCCAUAUGGGGCCCAACAGCUGCACUGAUUUUAUUGUGGCUACACUGGGGUUUGAACCACCAACCUUCUGGGUCCCAGUCAAGCAAUUUAGCCACUAGGCUUCAGGCUGCUUGUGUCAUAGCCCCUCCCUCUGCCCGCAUCACUUCCUGUCCUCUCUGCUGCGAUGGGACCGGGGCUCAGUAAUCCUGUCCUUCGUUGAGGCAUUUCUGUGGGAUUAGAGUGGGAUUAGGCUGCACCUUUCCUCGCGGCAGUGAAACGUACAUUUUAGCUUUCCCCAUUUCCCCUGCAGAAUGGGGAGAAAACAAGGGCGUGGACCACGAGCUUUGCCCCCGAUGCCCAGUCAAGAUACAGGAGAUGAGAUGCCACCUGCCAAACCUAAGAAGAAGAAGUCCAAAAAAGAGUCCAAUGGUGUGGAAGACCCAGAAGAGGCUGGGAUGGAGAUGGGGGUGGUGAGCCAAGGGCAGUCUGAAACCCGUGAACCCAUGACCCCUGAACCCCAGGAACUCCCACCACAGAGGAAGAAGAAGAAGAAGAAGGUGCAGGCUGCAGUGGAUGUGGAAGGGGACCCCGCGGGCCCAUCUGAUCUCUUGAACGGGGAUGGGGCGGAGCCAAACACAGAAGCGGAGGAGGUGCCCCGAAAAACCAAGAAGAAGAAGAAGUUGAAGACGGCGAACGAGGUCCAGUGUGCGAAUGAGCUGGGCGUGGAGGAUGAUGACAUCAUCACAGACGCACAGGCCCCCAUCCCCCAGCACUCACUGUUUUCUGCCCCGCUGGGUCAGAGCCAGCCCGUCGGGAAAGUGUUUGUGGAGAGGAACAGGCGGUUCCAAGCGGCGGAUCGGUUGGACCUGGGCAAGCCCAGCGAUCACGCGGAUGACCUCAUGGAGGUCAAAGCACUGUGGACGACUCGGGACGUCGCCAUGAGAGUGCACAGUAGCUUCAGGGUCAUAGGGCUGUUUUCUCACGGGUUCCUGGCGGGUUACGCAGUGUGGAACAUCAUUGUGGUCUACGUCCUGGCUGGGGAGCAGCUGUCCAAUCUGCCCAACCUGCUGCAGCAGUACCACCCCCUGGCUUACCCUGCCCAAUCACUGCUCUACUUGCUGCUCGCAAUCAGUACUGUCUCCGCCUUCGACAGGGUGAAUCUAGCAAAGGCCACCAUGGCACUGAGGGGCUUCCUCACCCUGGAUCCUGCAGCACUGGCCUCUUUCUUGUACUUUGCUGCUCUGAUCCUCUCUCUCAGCCAGCAGAUGACUAGUGACCGCAUCAACCUCUACCCAAGCGCCAACGAGUCUCUGUGGCCCCCAGGCUCAGAACAGCAGAUCCUGCAGCCCUGGAUCGUGGUUAAUCUGGUGGUAGCGCUGCUGGUGGGGCUGGCCUGGGUCUUCAUCUCCACUCGGCCCGAGAUGGACUACACUGAGGAGUUCUUAAUGGCAAUGGAAGUGGAGGAGUACCCCAGACAAAAUGAUAAAACUGAAAUGUCAGCCUGAAAGAUUUGUAGCUGUGUUUGUGUGUUUACAAUAUAUUUCAAUGUUUAUAUUUAUGUUUUUGUUGUUUGUGUACAUUAACAGACUAAAAAGAAAUCAUUGUUCAAUGUAUUUAAAAAGUCUAUUUUUGUAUUACCUUGUAUUAUAAUGUGUAUACGUAUAGAUAUUUUUAUUUUGUUUUUAGUUUCUUUUGGUUUCUUUUAAAAAAUAUAAAAUAUUAUAAUUUUUUUAAAUACAAUGUUAUACUCUA